This is a messenger RNA of Neohortaea acidophila, 1611 nucleotides long. Its product is annotated as FAD dependent oxidoreductase. NCBI's taxonomy places the organism in Eukaryota, Fungi, Ascomycota, Dothideomycetes, Mycosphaerellales, Teratosphaeriaceae. Bases 164 to 1483 code for a protein of 439 amino acids. The record is from RefSeq and is a predicted model, not a curated record. Gene Ontology annotation, molecular function: saccharopine oxidase activity; flavin adenine dinucleotide binding; sarcosine oxidase activity. The transcript is spliced from 3 exons.
CUUCACUCUCCCCACAAUCUCGACCUCGCUCGCCUCCCGAGAACGGCCAAACUUUCCAGCGACCAGCCUGACGAAGAUAAAAUAUAAUGCCCAUGAUAGCGCCCGUGAUUUUCCCUCGCGAGACGUAGACUUCCCCUCGUCGCCGCCAUCCUUCAACGCAAACAUGGCAGCAAAAGACCAAUCCUACCUCAUCAUCGGCGCCGGCGUCUUCGGCGUCUCAACCGCCUACUAUCUCAUCCAAAAAUACCCCCAGGCAAGCAUCACGCUCGUAGACCGCGACGCCUACGACGCCGACAGCCGCGUCGCCGCCUCGUGGGACUGGAACAAAGUGGUGCGCGCCGACUACGACGACCUCGUCUACUGCCGCAUGGGCAUCGAGUCGCAAGACAUUUUCAAAUCCGACCCGCUGUGGAAGCCGUAUUUCCACGAGACCGGCAUCUUCUGGACGUGUCGCGGCGACUAUGCGCAGAAGGUGAUUGACAAUUACAAGAAGCUGGGGCGCAAGGCGGAUUUGUAUGCUGUGAGUGUGGAGGAGGCGAAGAAGAUGCAUGAUGGCUUGUUUGAUCAUGCGGAUUAUUCGGGCGUGACGGAGGUUCUUAUUAAUAAUACCAGUGGAUGGGGCGCCGCGGGUGAUUGUCUGCAGGCGGUGACGCGGGAGGCGAUCAAGCUGGGGGUGAAGUAUGUUGUUGCUGAGGUUGCUUCGCUGCAGUUUGAUGGGUCUGGUCGGUGUACGGGGUUGAAGACUGCGAAUGGGAGGAAAUUGACUGCUUCGCACACCAUCCUCUCCACCGGCGCAUUCACACCAAAGCUUCUGGAACUCAGCGCCCACGACAGCGGACGGAAUGCGCUUCGAGCCGAUGGCAGAAUCGUUGCUGGCGGCAUCGCAACUGGUCUGACGAAACUCGACGACAAGACAUACGAGAAACACGCCAAGAUGCCCGUGGGAAUGCAAGGAUACCCGGCUGAGAUCGGUCCAUUCCUCGGCAGCCUUCCACCCACCCCCGACCACGAACUAAAGUGGUGGGGCCCAACAAUCUUCACAAACACAAGGGAAGUCCUCCCAGGCCGCAGAAUCUCCAUGCCGCCCGCAAAACCAGACUACGGCCAAUGGGACGUCCCGCCGCGAUUAAAGAAAGACAUUGACGACGCCAACAACGUCUUCUACGGCAAGAAGGGCGCCGAUUGGAAGAUGAACAAAUACCGCAUCUGCUGGGACGCCUUCACCACCACCUCCGACUUCAUCAUCUCCCCCCACGCCGCUGCGCAGGGGCUCUACGUCGCCACCUGCGGCUCCUUCCACGGCUGGAAGUUCUUCCCUGUCCUCGGCAAGUACGUCGUGCAGAUGCUCGAGGGCGCGCUGCCCGCCGACUUGGCCGAGAAGUGGGCGUGGGAUCGCCAUCGCCCGGAUCCCAAGGAUAACCCGGAGUAUCCGCGGUGGGAGAUGAAUAGCAUUUUGGAUUCGGUCGGGAGUUCGAAGUUGUGAGGGGGCUUGUUUGGAGGCGGCGCGUUUUUUGUUAAAUGUAGAUGAGGAGCUGCAUAUUUCGUCUCGCGGCGCGAGGUCCGCCACAGUCUAUUUCAAAGGACGGGGCAUCAACGUUGUACAUGAGGAGU